ACUAUAUAUUCUAACCACUGUAAUCGAGGGUUACCAGCGAAGUCAUUGGCAUCAGACGAUGAACUCGUUUAAUGUUAUUAGUGGUGUUGAACUGCUCGAAAAUGAUGACCUGCUUGUUGAAAUGUCCAACUUAUUCUCUACCAAUUACGGAAUAUGGAGCAACAAGGGUCUUCAUCCAGGUCAACCUAUCAAGAUGAGUGUAAAACUGAUGAAAAAGAUGCUGUUGUUUAAUAGUGAAAAGUGUGGUGCUGCAAUCGCUAAAUCAAUGUGUGAAUCAUCAAAGUUAAUUGGUCAUGCAUUUUACUACGAAUUUAGCACCAAAAACCUAGGUAAAGUCUGUUGGAUUACGCAGCUUGUUACUUCUCAAUUAGUUAGACACAAAAGAAUAGCAACAAGAUUGAUAAGUACUAUCCUUAACAAUGGGGAUUAUAAUGUAUGUGGAUUAGUGACGUCACACCCCUACGCCAUUCGAGCACUAGAAAGAGCUACUUCAUCAAUAUGCGAUCGGAAGGUCAUUGAAAAAUAUGCCAGUGAGGUGAUUGAAAAUUGUUGUUUGCCCUACAUGGAACAAAAUGCUGUAAUUGAUUCUCAUGGUAGCAUCAAUACCAAUUACCACGUAGAUCAUACAGAAUUAUUAAAAAUAAUUCAAGAAGAACGUGAUGCAUCCAGAUGGGUUUUUGGUGAAUUACUUGAUGGUUUUGAGUUUCUUGUUUUCGUCUUUACAAAUUAAAAAAAAACCAUGUUUGUAAAAAGUUGCAAAAGGAUUGAAAAUCGCGCUUUCAUGGUAAACAAAAGAUUGACACUAAUUUGUGACGUUGAAUGCUAUAAAAACGUGAAAUUUUCAUUAAAAAGUCAUGAUUUUUGUCUUUAUUGGAAUUUGACUACAUACAAAAUAAAAUUCAAGAUACGUAUGUCAUGUGAUUUUUUUCUGGUUUAGAA
Messenger RNA from Centruroides sculpturatus (bark scorpion), 939 nucleotides. RefSeq lists its product as uncharacterized. The coding region runs from base 59 to 730 and encodes 223 amino acids. The record is from RefSeq and is a predicted model, not a curated record. Lineage: Eukaryota; Metazoa; Arthropoda; Arachnida; Scorpiones; Buthidae. The transcript has 2 exons.